AUGGAAAAGGCAACUGCACUGCUAAAUAGUGCCUACCAAACAAAUCUAAGCACCCUUAUCUCCACACUUGUCUCCACCAACGGCAAUGGCUAUGGCUUUUACAAUUCCUCCUAUGCCAAAAACUCAUCCAACGAAGUUUAUGCAACCGGACUUUGUAGAAGAGAUUUCCUGGAGGAUGCUUGUCGUAGCUGCCUCAAUGAGUCGAGCCACAAGUUCACAGAACUUUGUCCUAACGAAAAGAAGCUCUUGUCUUUUAUAACACUUGCAUGUUACACUUCUCAAACCGAUCCCUCUAUGGAGGAUUCCCCUGCUUUCUAUCUCGUGAGUCCAAGAAAUGUAGCAUCAUUAGAAGUGGAAGGGUUCUUUGAAGAGCUUUGGAAGCUAAUCCAAAGUUUGAAUAGUGAAGCUGCAGCAGGUGGUUCACUUCGUAAGUUCGCAGUAAACAACACAACUACUUCAGAUUUCAAGACAAUAUAUGCACAAACGCAGUGCACGCCAAAAUGCCAGAUUUGUCCAAGCAAGAUUGCACUGAUUGCUUGA
Messenger RNA from Rosa chinensis, 540 nucleotides. RefSeq names its product cysteine-rich receptor-like protein kinase 29. NCBI's taxonomy places the organism in Eukaryota, Viridiplantae, Streptophyta, Magnoliopsida, Rosales, Rosaceae. The transcript has a single exon. The record is from RefSeq and is a predicted model, not a curated record. Bases 1 to 540 code for a protein of 179 amino acids.